AGCUCUGCAGCAGAACAUACACAGAAUACAGUGAUGCAGAAAACUAUUCCUGGCUGUUUUUUCCAGCAAAUGUAUUCUUCCCUAACUGGCAUUUCUAUGGAGAGAGACCACAUGAAAGAUCUCAGAAGAUACCUGGUACUUAAAUAUAUCCAAUACCUUGUCCUGUCUUCUUCAAAUGCUAUCAGCACUUUUCUGGGCCUGCUGGGCAGUUUGUACACGAUGAUCAUCCUCCGGUCUGCAAAGGUUUCAUCCAAGUCCACUGUGGUUCUCAUUUCCAGCCUGGCGAGGGCAGACAUCCUGGUUUCUGUUAGCGUUGUAUCUGAGAUGGUUGUAUGGUCCUUUGGUGGUAGUGUCUCCUCUACGGCCUUCACACCAGCUCUGCUGCAGAACCUCCUCACUGCAAACACACACAUCAGCUGCUUGCUGCUAACCUGCGUGGCCUUUGAGGCUUACUUGAUAACCUUCUUCCCCACAGAGUCUCGACAUUUACGGACAGUGAAAAAUGCCAGACUCACAUCCAGGAUCAUCUGGAUCCUGGUGAUUGCAGAGUGUGCCCUUUUCCAGACGGAUGACCUCCUGAAGGCCAGCAGCACUUCUGUUCCUACCCACAGCCCUUGCAUUUUGUUGCUUCACUUCUCCAGCACGGCUGCAGCCCUUCUCAGGUCCCUCAGUUACUUCCUGGGGAUUCUCUUAAGGAUUGUCAAUGUAUACAUCUACUACAAAAUAUUUUUUAGCAUGUCUAACAGAUCUACACUAAAAGCAAAGUAGCAUAUUCCCAGGGGAAGCAGUGCUGCGACACCAAACAGAGGACACUUCAACACAAUUUCAAACCAUUGGUUUGAAAGCUGCUCAAUAACCAGGACCAAGGCUCAUGUUUUGGCACACCACCGAGUUUAAACUUCCCUGUUUUCCGAUGCUAUUUAGCCCUGGUUAUUAUGAUCAUCUUGGGGUUGAGGAGCCCCUUGGCGCUGAAACACAACAAAGUUGGGCUGUGGGUGCUCCUGUUGCCAGCCCUAGAGCACCAUGGGCCUGCUUUGAUUGUUCUUGAUCUAGAAUUUAUUCACUACUCAGGUGAAACAAGUGACAUUUCACAAAUGGCUGUAAAAACUAAAGCAACCCAAAUAUUUUUUAUGUAAAAAGGGUGCUUAGAACCUUACUCAGGGAUCCGUUGAGCCAAGAGCUGCCUAGUUGUAUACUACAGGCAUGAUUUAUGGCCUAAAAUAUCUCAAACCCAGGUGACCCACCAGGCUCAGGAGGUAUGACGGAGAGACAAGGUGAGAUCUAGCCCAACCGGGAUUGUCCCACAGGCGGCAUCAGCCCCACCAUGAGAGUCCCCAGGACAGAGCGGCUCUGAGCUGCCACACCUCACUGCACGCCUGGGGCUAUUCUUAGGAGGUUGCUACAACAAAUUGGUAAAUAGCUUCUCUCACAUCCCCCUUCAGAAACAAACAGGAGGUGGAAAGCCAGAAAGCACUUGUUUGCUGCAGCCCGACAAGGUGUGGAAAGAGUUUGAGAACGCCCUUGUGUUGAAGGCUCCAUGUGCUGUACCCGGAGGGAUCACUGGUGAUUUUGGUGGCUGUGAUUUCGGAGGCAGGGAGGGAUGUGCUGGAGUUAGCAGUGCUGUGCCAGCUCCCUGGGCAGCGGUGCAGAAGGGCAGGGCCACUCAUUGACUCUCUGACGGCAUUGGGCCUCAGGCGGAUGUAUAACCAGGCUGUUACCCAGCUGGUGAUUCAUUGGGAUCUCCUCAAAGCACUGGGAGGUUAUCAGCAAAACAUAAAGUACUGCAGAUACGUCAGAUGCUCCCCAACGCACAAGUGGGUGUAGCAUUUCUAAUUACUCUUGCACUUUGCACAGGAGAUGGCCUCCAGCUUCAAUGAAAGGCUGUGGUUUUGAGAGACUGAAUUUCUCUGAUAUGUUCUGAAAUCCACAGAUGGUAAAAGGUGGAAAGAAAAAUGAAAUAAGCCAAAUCCUAAGUAUUAAUAGCCAAAAAGCUACAUACGGCCUCCCUCCAACAUGCUUCCAGACCUUCAGUACACCUUGCCAGCCUGAACACAACAAUAAGCCUUUGCUCAUUUGAGAAGAAGAAGGAUGUGGGGCACAAAACCUUCCCUCAUUAGCCUGCAGUAGGUCCUCAUGCUCCAAAUGGGACCAGAUUGGAGGAGGAGGAGGACAGGAGCUGUCAGUUGAAGAUCAGACUUCACAAACCCAAGGAAAACUGCAAGCAUGGAAGAGCUUCCUGCUCUUUGCCCUGCUCACCAGCCAGUUUCUAAAUUUCACAAUCACAGUUUUUGCACGUUGGUCUCAGAAGUGGUUUUUUCCUUCUUCACCAAGAUGAACUUGACCGAAAGGCAACACCCAGAAAAGGGGCAGUGAAACUGGGUGCACCCAUCGUGCUGCCGGGGCCGGAGGUGGCCACCAGCAGGCAUUCUCUUCUUGAGAAUGUCUGCAUGAAACAAAAUAGGGUUUUUUGCAUGUCAGAUAAAGUCAGCUCAGUCUUAAUGAAAGGCAAAUAUCCUGUCCCCUGCUUCCGUUCUUACUUCUCUUUAUGUUCCAUCACAACCUUUGCCACACUCUCUCAGAAAAGGCUGAAUCUUCGCUUCUACACCAAGCAAUAAUAAUGCAGAUGUAGUUGGCUGGCUCUAAGGGAUGAAAAUACAACUGCUUAGAACUGCUAAAAUCUUUAAAAAUAUUCUAAUCCCUUUGGCUGCAGUAAUACACUGCAAAAAAAUAUGAAUAUUGCUAUUAUCAGAAUUCACAGAAGUUGUCUGCCCAAGUGCGGUUAUUUACAACAAAUAUCAGAAGUGCCAGAGAUGCUGCAGGCAAUGCAGGGCCAGAAGUGAGUGAAGAGUGCUUGGAAUUGUUUCUCAGAGGACUGAAGGGAAACACUGCUAAGGGCUGGCUAUUUAGCAAAAGCAGAACAGAUAUGUAAUCAAGUCACUUCAAAACACUUUGAUGCAAUCCCUUAAAUCAGGACGUUGUCUAACAAAACUGAUCCCUUCUGCAAGAAGGAUGUCUGAAUAAUCUGAUGCACUGUGAUACACUGUGCUUAUUCUGGAAGCUGCUUUCAGG
Calidris pugnax (ruff) is the source of this 3069-nucleotide messenger RNA. Its product is annotated as lysophosphatidic acid receptor 4-like. Bases 34 to 768 code for a protein of 244 amino acids. Gene Ontology annotation, biological process: phospholipase C-activating G protein-coupled receptor signaling pathway; positive regulation of Rho protein signal transduction. The record is from RefSeq and is a predicted model, not a curated record. Gene Ontology annotation, molecular function: G protein-coupled receptor activity. Gene Ontology annotation, cellular component: membrane. Lineage: Eukaryota; Metazoa; Chordata; Aves; Charadriiformes; Scolopacidae. The transcript is spliced from 2 exons.